AUGGUGUCGUUCGAUUGCCAGGAGUAUCCAGGUGGAUCAGUUAACUUGGGAUUUUUUAAGGAACAUUUUCUGACUCAUUGCAUUGGGGAGAGAUACUUACAGGAGAGAUGUCAUGAGUUUCAGAUUUUGGAGCAGGGUGAUAUGUCUAUUAUGGAUUAUGAGAUUGAGUUCAUCAGGCUGAGUCGUUAUGUUCUGGGGUUGGUGGAUAACGAGGAUUAUCCAGAGUUGGCUCAUACUGCCCAAACAUCAGUUCAGACUCUUGCCCAUACUCAGAGUAUAGUUCAUACUCUAGUUGGGGAUCGUAGUCAGUCGAGAGGAUCUGGAUCUGAUAGUAGAGGUCGACCUUCUUAUAGUAAGGCUCCAUACUUUGCUUUAUUUGAUCCUAGAACUACUCGUUCAUAUGUAUCGCAUUCUGUAUAUGGUUUUUUUGACAUCCCAGUUGGGAAUAUCGAGAGUCAUAUGAUAGUUCUGAGCCUCAUAGGCCAAUAUAUUAACAUACUCUGGAUUGUUAAAGGGUGCCCUAUAGAGAUCUAUAUGGAGAUCUUUCUGGUGGAUCUUAUGGAUUUGUCAUUAGAAGAGUUUGACUUGAUUCUUGGUAUGGAUUGGCUGGAUGAGCAUCAACUUAAUAUCGAUUGUGAUACCAAGAGAGUUGUCCUAAAGACUCUUUAUAACGUGAGGAUAGUGAUGAUUGGGGAACAAUGUGGGUUCCUAAUAAAUAUCAUUUUAGCCUUGGUAGUUAAAAGAAUGAUCAAGAAGGGUUCUAAGGCGUUCAUCGCUUAUAUUUUGGUUACCAGGGGUUCCCGAUCAGAGAUAGAAAGAAUCCAAACCGUUAAAGGAUUUCCCGAUGUAUUUCCUGAGGAGUUACUUAGUUUGCCACUAGAUAGAGAAUUUGAGUUUGAGAUUGAAGUUUAUUCUGGUUCGACUCCUGUUUCGAUGGCUUCUUAUCAUAUAGCCCCUAAGGAGCUUAAGGAACUGAAGGUUCAACUCUAG
Molecule: messenger RNA, 990 nt
Organism: Hibiscus syriacus
Lineage: Eukaryota; Viridiplantae; Streptophyta; Magnoliopsida; Malvales; Malvaceae
Exons: 3
Coding region: 1-990 (329 amino acids)
Source: RefSeq, a predicted model, not a curated record